Molecule: messenger RNA, 1422 nt
Organism: Salvia hispanica
Lineage: Eukaryota; Viridiplantae; Streptophyta; Magnoliopsida; Lamiales; Lamiaceae
Source: RefSeq, a predicted model, not a curated record
UUUUCUUUAUUAUUGCCAUCUUUUUUAUCAUUCUUCAAUAUCGUUUUAGCAACAGAAAGUGAUACGCAGAGAUAUAAUUUCAGGCUACCUCAUCAUUUUUAUCCCUUAUCUCGAAGCCUUAACAGAGAGAGGUGAGAAGCACCUUUCUUUUGCCAAGAGGCUUCGAUCAGAUUCAAUCGACCCUGAGUGUUAUCUCAUAUUUGAGCGGGAAGUUUGAGUAACAGUUGGUUAUACGUAUCAACAAUGGAGGACGUUCCGAUCGCAAUGAGGGCCAAGCGCAAGCGCGGCCGACCGCGCAAGGACAGCAACGUCUGCAGCGCAUCCACGUUACCCUCACCGGAAUACUCAACCCUCGUGAGAAACCACGCCGCCAAUCAAUCCAUCUACCCGACCCCUCCGGCACCAGCACCACAAGCAGAUCCCGACAAGAACCCCAGCAUCGCCGACGACGCAAUGGUGGGGUCCGCGGUCUACGGCGUGGUGGAGGGCUCCUUCGACGCCGGAUACCUCAUCUCCAUCCGAAUCGGCAACAACCUCACCCCCUUCCGCGGCCUCGUAUUCCAGCCGCGAAACGUCGUCACUUUGACCUCCUCAAACGACGUCGCUCCGCACGCCAAAAUGCACCAGAGAAGAGAAAUCCAAAUCCCUAACCCCUUGCCCCCCCAAGCCCCCACCAACCCCGACGAAGGCAAAACCGCCUAUAACGUCGCCGGAAACCUGAGAAUGGUGGAGGAAGACGAAGUGAUGCAGGCAUUCGAGGUGUCCACGUCACCAGGCGGAGGAUCGAAGAGUAAUUUACCAAACAACGGCGAUUCGGCGGCGAAUCACGAAGCUCCGCCGCCGAAUCUGCAGAUGUGCCACGGCGGCGGCGUGGAAUUGCCGCAGGUGAGGCAGACGAAUCUGUUCCAGGAUGUGAAUUUCCAGGAGAAUAUGUUCAGCAAUCACCAGGAGAGUCCGAAUCUGAAGCUGGAUUUGGGAUUCGCGGCGCAGAAGGAGAAGCAGAUGGCGGAGGUGUACAAUUCGGUGCUGAGCGGGAUGAAAAACCCUAGCAUCGGAUUCCAUCAGGCGCUGGUGGCGGGGAAUCCGCUGCUGCUGCCGCCGGAUCUGAUAGGGGAGCCGCUGGAGUUCAUGAUGGAGAAGCCGAAGUCGCCGCCGAGCCCGCAGACGGAGGCGCAGUCGAGAAUGGUGGGGAGUGGGGAGGUGUUUGGCGGUGGGGAGGCGAUGAACAGCGCGGCGUCGCCGGCGAGGAUUGGGGAUAUGGAUUUCAUGAUCAUGCAGCAAACCCACACCAAUAAUUAAACUAGUUUUUUUUUCAACUGUUGGAUUAGUUGCUUUUUUUUAUUUAUUAUAAUUUAGUGUUAGUAUUGUUAAUUUUUUUUUAUUAAUUUCGACAUUCAUUCAUAAGGGAGUCGAUUUGGAUCA